Magallana angulata is the source of this 674-nucleotide messenger RNA. RefSeq names its product apolipoprotein D-like. The record is from RefSeq and is a predicted model, not a curated record. Gene Ontology annotation, biological process: tissue regeneration; brain development; lipid transport. The coding region runs from base 47 to 595 and encodes 182 amino acids. Lineage: Eukaryota; Metazoa; Mollusca; Bivalvia; Ostreida; Ostreidae. Gene Ontology annotation, molecular function: lipid binding. The transcript has 4 exons.
UAACCCAUCAUAUGGAGCAUUGACACUUGUAGAGAAAGAAACGAAAAUGUUCAUUAUAAUUUGCGUGGUUCUCUCAAUCUUUGGGGUUUCUCAAGCUCAAGUUUUUGGUUUUGGGAAAUGUGCAAAGGUCCAAACCCAGGAAACUCUUGAUCUUAAUAAGUAUCUUGGAACUUGGUACGAAAUAUACAAAUUCAAAGCCAAUUUUGAAGGAAACCAGAAAUGUGUAUCGGCGAAUUAUCAGCUAAAGUCAGAUGGUCACAUUCGAGUGGAUAAUAUAGGAAUCGAAAAUGGCGAGAAAAAGGAAGCAGUUGGUGACGCCUACAUUCCAGAUCCAAAAUACCCAUCUCGACUUGGAGUUCGAUUCUCAAAUCUUGCUCCGUACGGACGAUACUGGGUCCUUGAUACAGACUACACUACUCACACCAUGAUCUACUCUUGUUCGGACAUCCUCGGACUGUUUCAUAUAUCGUACGCAUGGAUCUUAAGCCGUGAAAGGACACUUGAUGAAUCUGUGAAGAAUAGACUUUUUGCCAAGGCGCAGUCCUUUGGUAUUGACACUUCAAAAUUUCUAAAAGAAGAUCAAACUGGUUGCUGAUACUAUCAUAUAAUAUAUUCAAUAUUAUUGUUUCACAUUGUUUUGUAUGUUUUUUUUUAAAUAAACUAUUGACGAAGAA